AUGAAUCAGGAUGAUUUCAGAAAACUAUUGGCAACACCUCAACAGCCAAGGCAGACAACAUCUCGACCUUCUUUUUUUCGGCCAAUAUCUAAAGAUUAUAGACAAACAUUUAUAGAAAAAACAACAAAGAAGUCAUCAGAUAAAUCAACACAUGGAAAUCAUUGGACAGGAAAAAAAGCAGUGAAGAAUGAAGGGUCAAAUAGUAAAGCAUCAUCAUUAUUACCAGAAGGAUAUAGAAAUCGGGCAAAGGAGCUGCAAAGAGAGGACACAGAGGAUAGAAGAACAUAUUCUAUGCAAGAAAACAUGUUAUCGAAUCUUAAAGAAGCAGUAAAAAAGGGAGAAAUAUCACAUCAAGAUUAUUUAUCACAAACGCAACGAUUGGGAGGGGAUUUUGAAAAUUCAUGCUUAGUAAGAGGGUUAGAUCGAGUGUUACUUGAGAGGGUUAGACGUGGGGAGGAAAUUGGGAUAUCAGAGCCGACGACUAUACAGACAGAUUUAACAAAGACAGAUGAAACUAAGGACGAGGCGUUAGAUCUCGAUAAAAUAUAUAUAGAAGGUCUUUCAAAGAAAAAAGACAGUGAAGAAAAUAUUCCAAAAAGAAAAAAUAGAGAUGAACUUCUUUCUAUUUUAAAAAAACAAAAAACCCAAGAUCCAGUAAAGGAACAAUCAAAAUUCAAGCCAAUAGGUGUUCGUGAAAAAGAUCAUAAAAAGAAAAAGUCAUUGAAGAAAAAGGAAGAUCUUUCUAGUGAAAAAAAACUAUCAAAUCAGGAUCAAGAUCAGGAUCAGGAUCAAAAAAAUGAAAAAACGACAAUAUUGGAAAAAACAACACCAAUAGAAAAUUCCCCUCAAAAAAUACAAGAAACAUUAAAUGAUGAAAGUAAUGAUAUUUUCGACGACGUAGGCGUAUAUGAUCCAUUUGAAUCUAUGAAUUUUCAGACAGAUCAAGAGCAAUCUAAUCAAAAUCCGGUUCAAUAUAAUACAAAUAAUACACAUAUACCAAAAAGGAAUUAUUUUCAUACAUCAACAUCAUUAGAAGAUGAUGAUAUUGUACAAGCGGGAUCAUUAACAAGGGAAUCUGUAUUAAAAAAUGACGCACAACUUGUUACUGCAUUAAAAAAAGCUGCUACACUAGAACAUUUAGAUAACCAUGAGGAAAAUUCACUUAUAAAGAAAAAAUCAAUAAAUGUGGGUUUCGGUCUUUGGUUAGAUGAUACAUGUAAUGAUAUAGAUAUUAAUGAUGAUCCAUUUGACGAUGAUGACAAUUUUCCCGCCAAAUCAAAACGAAAAUCAAAAUUAACUGAUAUAAAACGAUCAAAAGGGAAUAAAGCUACAUAA
Molecule: messenger RNA, 1335 nt
Organism: Pneumocystis carinii B80
Lineage: Eukaryota; Fungi; Ascomycota; Pneumocystomycetes; Pneumocystales; Pneumocystaceae
Exons: 2
Coding region: 1-1335 (444 amino acids)
Biological process (GO): mRNA splicing, via spliceosome
Cellular component (GO): nucleus
Source: RefSeq, a predicted model, not a curated record